AUGCCGGACAAAGACGCUGGAACCCCCCGAGUAUUUCUCGUGCGGCACGGGGAGACUGAAUGGACGAUUUCUGGUCGUUACACAGGUCGAAGCGAUAUUCCGUUGACUGCCAAAGGUGAACAGCAGGUUUCUUUGUCGGCCAAUGUGAUAGUUGGUCCAGGCAAGAUUGUCGAUCCAUCAAGAGUUGCCCACGUGUUCGUGAGUCCUCGUACUCGAGCACAACGAACAUACGAGCUGCUCUUCGACGAGUCUUCGCGAACAGACCUCAUUGGAUCCUAUGAGACUACAGAAGAUAUCCGAGAAUGGGAGUAUGGAUUGUAUGAAGGGCUUUUGACCGCGCAGAUUAGACUAGGUCGCAAGGAGCGGGGGUUAGACAAAGACAGGCCAUGGAAUAUAUGGGUGGAUGGCUGUGAGGGAGGAGAAUCAGCUGCUGAAGUGGCAGCACGUCUUGAUCGGAUAAUCGCCAGAAUCAAGGAGAUACAUGGGCCGUAUAUGCAUGGAGAGAAAGCUGCGGAUGUUAUUUUGAUUGGUCACGGGCACAUACUGAGAGCUUUUGCCAAACGGUGGAUCGGCUUUGAACUCAGUAUGACUCUGCCUAUGAUGUUAGAACCUGGCGCCAUUGGAGUAUUGUCGUACGAACAUCACAACAUUGACGAGCCGGCAUUCCUGCUUGGUGUCAAUAUGGGAGCAAGCGAUGAAAAAAUGUGCUUCCCAAACCCGUCAAAGCAGUGA
Molecule: messenger RNA, 732 nt
Organism: Cadophora gregata
Lineage: Eukaryota; Fungi; Ascomycota; Leotiomycetes; Helotiales; Ploettnerulaceae
Exons: 2
Coding region: 1-732 (243 amino acids)
Biological process (GO): ribose phosphate biosynthetic process
Molecular function (GO): sedoheptulose-bisphosphatase activity
Source: RefSeq, a predicted model, not a curated record